GGGCUUUCCUCUCUUCACCAGGACUGGGUUGAGUUGUUUAUUGUUUAUCCACUGCGUUGGAACCAUAAUACACUUUACUCGAUAAAAUAAAGAGUUUAACAGAGUAAAAUUCCAGUUAAAGAAUUAGAUUUUAGUUUUAUAUGGGCGUGGAGGCGCCGAGUGCUCAAUACUGAUGUCAUAUCUCCUACAUGCCAUACGCCAUCUCGUUGAAAUCGAAACCAUGGCCACAUCGAAGAAAGUUAUAACUAGGGAAGAAUGGGAGAAGAGACUCGACAAUGUAAAAUUAAGAAAAGAGGAUAUGAAUAAAUUGGUGAUGAAUUUUCUGGUCACUGAGGGAUACGUGGAAGCUGCAGAAAAAUUCAGAUUGGAAUCUGGGACAGAGCCUGACAUAGACCUUGCCACUAUAACGGAUCGCAUGGCAGUUAAGAAGGCAGUACAGUGUGGUAACAUGGAGGAUGCCAUUGAAAAAGUUAAUGAUUUGAAUCCCGAGAUCUUGGAUACAAAUCCACAACUCUUUUUCCAUCUCCAACAGCAAAGGUUGAUAGAAUUAAUUCGGAACGGAAAGGUAGAAGAGGCUUUGGAGUUCGCUCAAGAGGAACUUGCUCCACGGGGAGAGGAAAAUCAAAGCUUUUUAGAAGAAUUGGAGAGGACAGUUGCAUUGCUUGCUUUUGAAGACGUCUCCAACUGCCCUGUCGGCGAGUUGUUAGACAUAUCACAGCGCCUUAAGACUGCUAGUGAGGUGAAUGCUGCCAUUCUUACCAGUCAGAGCCACGAAAAAGAUCCAAAGCUUCCGAGCUUAUUGAAGAUGCUAACAUGGGUGCAAAAUCAACUCGACGAGAAAGCUGCUUGUCCUCGAAUAAAUGAUUUAUCUACGGGAGCACUUGAAGAUCCUGCUGUUUGAAGGCAAAGACUGACGCUGUCUGUAUGAUACCGGUUUGUCUUUCUGGUGUUGCCAUCUAAAGAAAAUGAUGGAAAACUCAAAAACCAUGUACUUCUGUUUGGAAAACCUUUCAGAUGAUUUAGUGAUUAGCAUAUAUCGUGCUUAUGAAAAUUUGUGAUACACUGGUAGUGUUUAUCCGCGCAGAGUUUGGCCGUUGCUCGUCUAGAGAGUGUAUAUGAUCAAGAUUGUGGAUUUAUUUGUUAUUUUAUGUAAAAUAAUAAACUAGAAAUUCUAGAAUUAUCUUUGAGACAUCCAAAUUCCUAAUUUUACCUUCUUCAGUUCUCUGUCCGAUA
Molecule: messenger RNA, 1233 nt
Organism: Olea europaea var. sylvestris
Lineage: Eukaryota; Viridiplantae; Streptophyta; Magnoliopsida; Lamiales; Oleaceae
Product: protein GID8 homolog
Exons: 6
Coding region: 173-901 (242 amino acids)
Biological process (GO): proteasome-mediated ubiquitin-dependent protein catabolic process
Cellular component (GO): nucleus; cytoplasm
Molecular function (GO): protein binding
Source: RefSeq, a predicted model, not a curated record